Molecule: messenger RNA, 564 nt
Organism: Bipolaris maydis ATCC 48331
Lineage: Eukaryota; Fungi; Ascomycota; Dothideomycetes; Pleosporales; Pleosporaceae
Source: RefSeq, a predicted model, not a curated record
AUGGGAUACUGGAGAGAGUUCACGUUCCAAAAAAGGCCAGUAAGGUGGUUGACGCCAUCACCAGGUAUCAAAGCCAACAGGGCCCGGUCGAGCGUCGAGCAGCAGCAGAGAGUGGUGGCAAUUGACUUCGCUGUCUUGACGCCGACAGGGCGAGUACUCCACGGGCAAGUCGUCUUCAGCUGCCGCCGUCGACCAGACAUGUCCAGUGCCCAAACGCAGGCGCAAACUCUAACCACAAAGCCCAUGUACGUGACCGACAGCCGCACACAUUGUCUUUUGUGCCUUCGCAGCACCAACAGACUUGGCCGUGUCGAGACAGAAGCAAGGCAGGCUUUGGUCAAGUUCCGCAUACCAUGCCUCCUCUUCCCUGCAGCCCGCCACGGAUUGCCGCACGAGCAAAACCUUGGACGCCACAGAUGACGGUGGUGGUGAUGGUGGUGGUGGUGGAUGUGGUCAUGAUGGCCAUGGUGAGAAGGGUGACAACAUCAAGCAGAACAGCAGCAGCAAUGACGAUGAUAGCGAUGGGCGGCGGAGGCGGCGGCAUCGGCCGCGGUGGUGCUGGUG